Molecule: messenger RNA, 1940 nt
Organism: Ochotona curzoniae (black-lipped pika)
Lineage: Eukaryota; Metazoa; Chordata; Mammalia; Lagomorpha; Ochotonidae
Product: UDP-GlcNAc:betaGal beta-1,3-N-acetylglucosaminyltransferase 9-like
Exons: 1
Coding region: 336-1520 (394 amino acids)
Cellular component (GO): membrane
Molecular function (GO): hexosyltransferase activity
Source: RefSeq, a predicted model, not a curated record
GAAGGGGUUUUCAGUUUCACAAGCCCUAAGUUUCUAUGCCCGGCCUUGGGACCCCCGUCCAGGGCCGGGGCUGCGCUGGUGGGAGUUGGCCACAAGGAGAAACUUCUUGUCCCUUCAGGCUGCCCAUCCCGGUGCGGGUCCUCAGAGCUGGGAGGACUUCACCCGAGUUUGUGGAAUGAACGGCUGGUAGCUGGAGACCCCCGGGCGUGGCCUCCCGCCCUCUCCUCUCCAGCUCUUGGAGGGCGGGGCUGGGGGCCGUGCCACGUGACCCUCCAGCUGGCGCUGUAGACCGUGACCUUGGACUCUGCCGAGGGCGGGCGGGUGGCCGUGCGGACAUGAGGAGGAGGCUGCGCCUCCCCCGGGACGCGUCGCUCACACUGCUCCUCGGCGCCGCGCUCGGCCUCCUGCUCUACGCUCAGCGUGACGGCACGGCCCCCACGGCCGGGACAAGCGCCCCGCAGGCAAGAGGGAGGAUAACCCCGGGGCCCCGUGCCUUCCAGGUGCGGGACACAGAGGCAGUCCCUCCGGCUUACGAGGGGGACACGCCGGCACCACCCACGCCCACAGGACCUUUUGAUUUUGGCCGCUACUUGCGUGCCAAGGACCAGCGGCGCUUUCCGCUGCUCAUCAACCAGCCGCACAAGUGCCGGGGAGAGGGCGCUCCCGGGCGCCCACCCGACCUGCUCAUCGCCGUCAAGUCCGUGGCAGCUGACUUCGAGCGGCGCCAGGCCGUGCGCCAGACCUGGGGCUCGGAGGGCAGCGUGCGGGGGGCGCUCGUGCGCCGCGUGUUCUUGCUGGGCGUGCCCAGGGGCACCGAGGGGACCGGCACGCAGACGCACUGGCACGCCCUGCUCCGCGCCGAGAGCCGGGCGUUUGCGGACAUCCUGCUGUGGGCCUUUGACGACACGUUUUUCAAUCUAACGCUCAAGGAGAUCCACUUUCUGUCUUGGGCCUCAGCUUUCUGCCCCGACGUGCGCUUUGUUUUCAAGGGUGAUGCCGAUGUGUUUGUACACGUGGGGAACCUGCUGGAGUUCCUGGCCACGCGGGAUCCUCAGCAGGACCUGCUGGCGGGGGACGUGAUUGUGCAGGCACGACCCAUCCGCGCGCGGGCCAGCAAGUACUACAUCCCCGAGGCUGUGUACGGCCUGGCCGCUUAUCCGGCCUACGCAGGUGGUGGUGGCUUUGUGCUUUCCGGGGCCACUUUGCGUCGUCUGGCUGGCGCCUGUGCGCAGGUCGAGCUGUUCCCCAUUGAUGAUGUCUUCCUGGGCAUGUGUCUGCAGCGCCUCCGGCUCACCCCAGAGCCUCACCCGGCUUUCCGCACCUUCGGCAUCCCCCCACCGUCGGCGGCGCCCCAUCUCCGCACCUUCGAUCCCUGCUUUUACCGGGAGCUGGUUGUGGUGCACGGGCUCUCGGCUGCUGACAUCUGGCUCAUGUGGCACCUGCUGCAGGGGCCGCCUGGGCCCGCCUGUGCGCAUCCACAGCCUGCUGCUUCGGGCCCAUUCCAAUGGGGAGACACUUAACUACAGGUCACGGCAUCAGGCCCUCUCAGACCCAGAAUGGCGUGGGGAGGGAUUCCCUGUGAGGAUGAUUUUUGUGCUUCCUUCAUAGGUGGCCGUCUGUCUCUGUGGGCCCCACAGAAUGGACUUCAGAUUAGGCUAAGGCAUAGGUCUAGAAGUGGUUUGAUGUUGACUUGCUGAUGUCACCAGGGCAGAGGUGGUGGCAGUCCAUCUUGUGCCUACAGGUCCCACAGCCGUGGAGUUUCUGGCAGGAAUGGCAGGGGCUUCUGGAGUCCUGUGCAGUCUUUGGCUUGGCCCACAGGUCUCCUUCCCCCGAGACUAGUCCCCAUAGGACAGUGAGGUGACCCAGCAGGUGUCCUGCCCCUCCGUAUGGAUGUCCCCAGCCCCAACUAGGUCUUUCAGGCCUGCGCUCCUAGGGCUAAG